GACUUGAAAAAAACAAGUAGCAACAACAAGCCGGAGUGUUUGAGUUGGAUGCGUCGCUGACUAGAAAAAAACAAGCAGCGGCAGAAGGGCUGUGUUAGAAUGGAAUGCGUUGGUCAUUUGAAAUAAUAACAAGCACCAACAACAUAAUUCGGCAAAGUGAUGCUGAUAGUAAGUCGGUGAUGAUUGGUUGCUGUUUGUUACAGAAGGGGAUCAGGACAAUGGUAUAAAAGAGGAAAGUGAUUGACGGAUGGGGAUCAGUUGUUUUAUCAAAGUGGCAAAGGUGACAAGUGCGUGGAAGUCCAAAACGAACCAAGACCCAGCGAAGCAGUUUCUUUCCUUAGAUAACCUAAAAGUAACAAUGAACGAUUCCGAGCAAGGCCCCCGCACAAAAGCAUUUUAUAAGCAACAAUGGCAACUAUUGGAAUCCAUGAGACCAUGUUCGGUGCGGCUCACCAAACUGAGUGAGGAAGAGUGCCAUGCCGCCCCCGCUCCUGCUGUAGGUGCAUCCGUAGGAAGCGGAAUGGUUAAGCAGAGGCAAAGGGAACUCCAAGCCUCAGUUACAGGUCGCAACCCUCCUAAGAGGUCUUCAGCCAACCCACCUGCGAGGAAAUCUGGGUCUUCCUGCGCGAAGAAAGCUCGGACAAGCUUGCCAAAACCCCCACCUAUAGUCCUAGAAACUAUCGUUUUGUCGUCCGAUGAUGAUGUCCCAACUACACCACCUCGUAGGGCUCGUGACUGCCCAAACACUCCCUCUCCCGUGGUAUCACCAAUGUCAGUUGGUAGCCUGUCCCCAACUCUAGGUCGCGGCAUUUUUUUGGGCACGGAUCUACCCCCCACACCAGGGCGAAACAUACCACUAUCCACGUCGCCAAGAUAUGCUCCAGAUUCCGAUUCGGACAUAGAGCGGAACCAACCCCGGGUUAACCAUCGGUUGGAACAGUUGAGGAGUCCGAAAGUACCGACCGUGUCGAGUGUUGUGGUAAUACCGCCUUCGCCACCCAACUGCAAUACAGAUGUCCCAUUUGAAUGCAGAGAGACUCUUCCCGACGAUAUAAUGCACGAGUUGCAGUCGUGUUUGCGGGAAGCUCUACGGCGUGCGGUACCCCACCAGCAGUACAAACGCAUUUUUAUGAUUAGGGGACAGAGGCUGCGAGUUCAGGUCAACAGGCAAGGAAAAGUUUUCGUGGCGAUGCGUUAACCGAAUGGGGGGAGGUAGUGUGACGACGAAAGUCGGUACCCUCGUUUUCAUCCCAACCAAUGUUGUUAUUAUUCUUGUUAUGUUUGUUGUUAUUUUUGUUAAAA
Musca domestica (house fly) is the source of this 1302-nucleotide messenger RNA. RefSeq lists its product as uncharacterized. NCBI's taxonomy places the organism in Eukaryota, Metazoa, Arthropoda, Insecta, Diptera, Muscidae. The record is from RefSeq and is a predicted model, not a curated record. Bases 248 to 1198 code for a protein of 316 amino acids. The transcript is spliced from 2 exons.